Molecule: messenger RNA, 767 nt
Organism: Pristis pectinata (smalltooth sawfish)
Lineage: Eukaryota; Metazoa; Chordata; Chondrichthyes; Rhinopristiformes; Pristidae
Product: interleukin-8-like
Exons: 4
Coding region: 21-311 (96 amino acids)
Biological process (GO): neutrophil chemotaxis; chemokine-mediated signaling pathway; cellular response to lipopolysaccharide
Cellular component (GO): extracellular region
Molecular function (GO): chemokine activity; CXCR chemokine receptor binding
Source: RefSeq, a predicted model, not a curated record
GUAACAGUGUCGAUAACAGAAUGUUCAGCAAAACUUCAGUCACUGUGUUAUCAGUCAUCGUUUUGUGUCUUGUAUUUACAGAUGCUCUACCUCGCCUAAGUAGACGGAAACGUUGCAAAUGCAUUAAACCAAUGGAUGCAUUACGACCAAAUAUGAAAAUCAGCAACAUUAAAAUAUUCUUUAAGCAACCUUCUUGUCAAAACAUUGAAAUCAUUGUCAAUAUGGAAAAUGGGAAAAGAGUUUGCUUGAAUCCUGAUGCAGAAGUAGGGAGAAAAAUGAUUACUUCUAUGAGAAAGAAAAUGAUAAGUUGAACAACCAUUGUAUCAAACAAUGGAUCAUCUUGCUGUCUGAACAGGGCUGUGCUUCACAGAAAUUUAAAAUUCAUCAUUGCAUCAUUAGUGAAAUAAAACUUUGUUAUGUGCUUUGAAUUUUCUUUAGACAUUUUAUAAACCAAAAUAUCUGUAGAAGGAAGGCAGAAUAAACAUUGUCGGCUUAGAAUUUUUUAUGUGGACCUGUUACAAAGAUUGCCUGGGCAUUAAGCCAGUCACAAGUCCCAUUUUUAAAAAUUUGUCAUUUAUGGUUUCGUAAUUAAACUAACAUUGAUUCUAAUAUAAAUAAGCUAUUUUUGACAAGAUACAAUAAAAUUACCUAUUAAUAUUCAGCUUAUUGUUGAUUUCAUAUCAAAGAACUUUUUUAUUUUUAAUUUUUCUGCAUUUAUAUUUCAUUGUCCAUGACAACCAGUGAUGCUUUUAUUUUACAUCAAUUUA